GGCUGUCUCCAACAACAGAGGCCUGACCUAAAGCCCUGAGGCCAGUUAGCCCCAGCUGCAAAGAAGCCAAGGCCGCGACUGCUUGCUGCCCCUGGCCUCCCAUCUAUCCUGACACCUUGACCUCCUGGGCUGCCCCUACCCCAGCCACCUACCCCUGACAUCUUGAUCUCAGGCUGGACCAACUUAGAGAUGCCAAUUGCUCUCGGCAGCCUCGCCUGCUGGGACAAAUCCUGGUGCCAGCAGGGGCUGCAGGGAGCCCCCGAGGCCUGCACUGCUCCCCAGAUGGUCUGCUCUUCUUGACGGCUGGUGUUGCAUCCUGUGUCCAUGUGCUGGAUCUUGAGGGACGCUCCAUUUGUCAACUACCCUGCUGCAUUCCUAGAACUGGAGCCUUUGUCCCAGAGGAUGUGGCGGUGACAGCUGCAGGGCUUGUGGUGGUCAGUGACCUCAUUCACGGGGCUGUGUAUGCUCUCCAGUACACUUCCCGGGAACCCCAGGGCCGCUGGGUGACUGUAGGCACAUUCCUGUCCCCCCGAGGGCUGGCUGUGGAUGCUCUUGGACACUUCCUGGUGACAGACUACUUGCCUGGAACUGUUCACAGCUUCAUGUUAGGACCAACCUGGGAGCCCCUUGCUCCAACCUCCAUGCUAGGUCUGGAGGGCCCUUGUUGGGUAGGUCCAGGGCCUGAUGGGGGCUUUGCUGUGAGUGAAGAGUUUGGGGAUGUACAGCUGUUUGGCAGUGCCCACCAGCCUCUGGGCUCCCUAGGAACCCUGACUGGGCAUAACUUUGGCCACCCAGCAGGUGUGUGCUCUGAUGCAGAGGGUAGCAUUAUUGUGGCUGAUGAGCAGAGGCACCAAGUGACUUUGUUUCCCCGGGUUGGGCCACCCAUCUGUUUGCAGUUGGAGGGACUAAAGAGGCCCUUGGGUAUGGCCUGUGCACCCCAGGGCCAACUAGUGGUGGCAGAUGCAGGGGACAACUGCAUCAAGUUGUACCAGUAUCUGGGGGAGAUGGCCUGAGGGGUAGGCUCUGGGGGAAAUUGCCCCUUGCUAGGACUGGCCGGGCCUGAGUCCUUUGUACUAUCAUGGAAGGUUGGUAGGCUCCUUGGGGCCUGCUGAGCCGUCUUCCUGAUACCUGGUCUUAGCUGGCUUUGUGAUUUCCUCUUGGCAAGUGCCCCUGUCUACACAGAAACCAUGAAUCACCAUUUCUUGAUGAGGUUCUAAACUGGGCCAUCUCCACUUCCCUAUUAAGUAUGCUCAUAGGUUUUCAUGCCCCUAAAACCCAAGGGCCACUCAGUCCCUGGCUCUGCUAGCUUGGGUCUCGGGAGGCCUGAGCUUUGAGGCAACACUUGAAGCUAUAGAUCCUGGGUGCUGAGGCUGUCUGCCAGCAGAUAGCUAGGCAAGAUCUCCUGCCAGGUGUCCAACCCCUACAUCCUAAUCAGAGGCAGGCAGGCAGGCAGGCAGGGAGGGUGUGGCUAGGCUGGGUUGGGCAGUUUAGGGGAAGGGUGUGGUCCCUUAGUGUUCCCCCCAGCUUCAAAAAUAUUCCCAUUCUUGAGCCUCCAACAGCACUCUGGGCCCAACAGAGAGGUAAGGAGUAGGCAAAUCAGAGGGGUAAGGCCAACAUGUGUCCUGGUAGGGCACAUAGCAAGGGCAGGUCCUCUACUGGACACUCCCUGUUUUGAAAGAUACCUUCAGUUUUCCCUUCAAUCCAGGUCCAAACCACUUUUGAGCACUUAGGUGGGGUGCUGGGACGGUUCUGGGUAGCACAGGUUCUUUCAUACCCUUCCAUUCAAGACAGGAAAACAGUAGCCUUUCCUCCCAUGUUACAGAUGAGAUCUGGAAGGGGAGGGGUGUGUGUGUGUGUGUGUGUGUGUGUGUGUGUGUGUGUGUGUGUUUGAAGAGCUUACUCAUUGAGAAUCUGGUCUCACCCAUGUUCUUCAUGUGGGAAGAAGCAAGAAAAAGCUCCUUGCUUUUGCUCCUUUAGGGUGUGGGGUGGCACCCAGCCUGUCAUCUGGACGUUGAGGUCAACACACAUGUCACUCCUGCAGGCUAAAUCAAUAUGCCCUGUUCAUUAUGUUGUGGGGGAUUAAUGGACAAUGAAAGAAACUUUGCUUGUAAGUAGAUGCUCAAUAAACACUAGUUACUGCG
Molecule: messenger RNA, 2141 nt
Organism: Mus musculus (house mouse)
Lineage: Eukaryota; Metazoa; Chordata; Mammalia; Rodentia; Muridae
Gene: Nhlrc4
Product: NHL repeat containing 4
Exons: 2
Coding region: 603-1013 (136 amino acids)
Source: RefSeq, marked validated